Molecule: messenger RNA, 2842 nt
Organism: Venturia canescens
Lineage: Eukaryota; Metazoa; Arthropoda; Insecta; Hymenoptera; Ichneumonidae
Product: CKLF-like MARVEL transmembrane domain-containing protein 4
Exons: 4
Coding region: 325-870 (181 amino acids)
Cellular component (GO): membrane
Source: RefSeq, a predicted model, not a curated record
GUAGAUAGUGUUCAGUGGUUAGGCCGCCGUGCGGGCCGUCGAAAGUGAAUUAACAGGUGUCUCAACGAGCGCAAACUUUCUGAGCAACAAUCCUCCGAGCGAAAAGUGUUUGUUCGUUAUUUCCAACGAUUUUAUUCGGGCGUUUCGAUCUCGGGAUUUUGGUAUCCGGCGAGGAUAGAAAAAUAUUCAGAGGCUUCUAUCCUCCGUGGGGAAAAGCGUCUUCGAAUAGAAAUUGCUCGAGUAACUCGACGCGAACACUCGUCCGACUGGGGAGUGCGCUCUCGAAGAGACUUUUCCUAGCUUAUCUCGUGAUUCCAUCGGAACAUGAUGUCAGAGACCGUCGUUACGGUCCAGGAUGGCGCACCCAACAAUGCCAACAACCCGCGUCAAGCACCAACGGUUAAGACCGAACCGGGUCAACCCCGUCUCGUCCCCGGAAACUUCUUGAAUGUGCUCUACUUCAAGUCCAUACCUGGCAUCGUCAAACUCGUCCAAUUGGCUCUUGGGAUCAUUUGCAUGGCAUGCGCCUCACCAGCGGUCAUACCGGCCACAAGUUGGUUCCUCUUCGUUGCAGCGACGUCAUUCACUUUCAGCCUCUUGUGGACUUUCGUCUACCUGUUUUCCGUUCGCGAGUCUCUCAGAGUCCCGAUCAACUGGAUUCUUACCGAGCUGCUCAACACAGGGGUCGAAACCGUAUUGUAUGCCAUUGCAUUCAUCGUGCAGCUCUCGACGUGGAGUGCGUACACUUCCGCUUUUGGAUUUAAGGCUUCUAACAUAACUGCGGGUGUUUUCGGUAUCUUCAACACAAUAGCGUACGCGGCAGGCACGUAUUUCCUCUGGCUCGAGUGGAAAAACAGAGAUCCCCAGUGAGGAGAGGCCUCAGUACCUGAAAAAAAUACCAACGAGAAAACAGCUCUGUUGCAUCAGCACCCACCUCGCAGGAUCUUCCCACAAUCAUCGAAUUCAUCGCUGGCUGAUCCUGAAUUCACUUUUUCGCAGGCUCCCUGCUGGCUUUCUUUUUUUACCGAAACAACCUCAACAGUCGAAAGUAACCCAACUGGAGAAUGCUUCCUUCAAGUUAAACGCUCUUGCUCAUCGAACACGGUCCAUUCACACUCGUCGUCUCACCGGACACAAGCCACGAGGAAACUCGGAGGAACGUCUAUCCUCAGUCCUGCGCAAUCCUGGCAAGUUUCUUUUAACCAAAGACUGGAGCUCAGAGCGUUAGGAAACCUCGGUUACCGACCGAUGCUUCGUUGUCGACUGCUUUUCCCACGAAUUCGUCUCUGCGAGGGAAAACCAUUGAUUUGACUCGGAAAGAAUCUUCGAUUCUCCGGAUUUCUUCUUCGGUGUCCGCCUCGAAACACGCCCCACUCGUCACCAUUAAAUCCUCUUGCACUUGAUACAACGACGAAUACACACGCUUCGCGUGCAGAAAUCCGGAAAUCAUGCCGGAUCCGCCGAGAGUCGACGGACAGUGCAAUUCUCAAGAUAAAUGUCAUCGAUCAUUUUGUUCUGCGAUCGAUUCUCGCGUAGAUAUCAACGAAUCAAAAACACUCGCUGAUUCAAAGAAUUUUCUCAUUCGUCGACUGAUAACGUUGGGCCGCACUUUCCGAGGAUUUUGAGCCCAAAAAGCUCUGUUUUCUUAACGAUAUGUACUUUUCAAGGGUGUAUAAAAAGCUACCACCAACUCAGGCGCAAAUUUUUAUUGCGUUGAAAACGAGAAUAAAUUGAUGAAAUUAACAGAUUUUCACUAUUUACUAGAAACAUGGUAGAGAAAAAGAAAACGAAAAAAUAAAAAUAGCCAAGUUUUUGAAUUCUGAGGUUAGCGGCACAGUCUUUCGUCGAUUAUCCGCUCGAAAAGUUGUCACAACCCAGCAGGGAUUUAUUACGAUAUUUCAUACGCAAAAUCAAGAACGAUUUUAUACGAUUCGUCUUUAGGUAUCGGAUCUGGGACCCGGAAUAAUAAAACGUCAAAAAAAGUGCCUUAAAUGUCCGUCUUGGGGGAGGAAAAAGAUUUUGGAGUUACUGGCCCCUGGACGCUUCUUUUUCCGUAAUUGCUCGCGUACCAAAAUCGAUUCGAGUCAGAUUUUUUGAAUCUUGAAUGAUCGAUCAAUCGUGUUCGAUUUGUUUGUUUUUUUUUUUAUUUUCUCCUUGAAUCAAAAAGUUUCAGAACUUUCCACAAACCACGAUUAUCGUCAGUUUUAUGACUACCGAAAUCUCAGUUUGUGGAAAAUUCGAGUUUUUUUUUCGCGAGCUCCGGAACUAGCGGCUUUGAGGGACCGUAACUCAAUGAAAUCAAUUCAAACUUACUUAACAACGGUACAAAAUGUUAUUUCGUCUACAUACGUAAAUAAUAUAUUGAUAUUUACAUAUAUAUUUAUACAUAAAACAAGAUUUAAAAAUCCCGUUUAUUUUCUCACAUCGAACUGCGUUAAACACGAAUGAAGGAUGAGCCCGAAUCUAAUGCGUUCUUUCUGUUUCCCCUUAACCUCUGUCUCUCUCUCUCUGUUACUUUUCCUGGUUAAGCUAAACAACGAUACAACAUCAAAAGAUAAAUAUCGAGGAUUGCAUUUAAUUUAAAAGCUCUGCGACAUCAAAUAUAUUCUUUCUUCUCUCUUCAUAUUUGUUAAUUGUUAAUAUAUAUAUUAUAUAUUAUAUAUAUUUUAUGAAAUAUACGAAACAAACCAAUAUGCGAGCACAGUAAGGAUCCUACUGUGCUCGCCCAUCGUAUAGCGAGUGGUUGCCUGCAAUCAUGUACAUCUGUUUGAAUUUUUUUUUAUUUUCGCAAUUUUAUUUAUUUUUAAGCUAUCGAUGAUGAAUAAAAAUUGAACUUAAUUUA